AAAUUUUACCUUACCUUGGAAAAAUGCUGAGGAGGGUUUUAAUUUGAGUUUCCAUUUCUCUGUGGCCGUGACCGUCGCCGUCAUUUGCACCCCCGGUCUGAUUAUAUAUAACACAGGAGGAGGCUGUUUGUUGUUGCCAUGUUUCUCACGCGGUUUUUCGGGAGGAGAUUCUUGGCUGUGGCUGCAUCGACGAGAUCGGAGUCAACUACUGCAACAGCAGCAGCAGCUGCCUCGACUGCUAGGAUUGCCAAGAACCCUCUCGAAGAGUUCUUCGAGUUCGAUAGAAGCCAGGACGAAGACAAACCUGUUGUCUACGGUCGAGGAUGGAAAGCGUCGGAACUGAGGCUCAAAUCAUGGGAUGAUCUACAGAAGCUGUGGUAUGUUCUUCUCAAAGAGAAGAACAUGUUGAUGACUCAGCGUCAGAUGCUUCAAGCUCAGAACAUGAUGUUUCCUAACCCUGAACGCAUUCCUAAGGUGAGGAGAUCAAUGUGCCGCAUAAAACAUGUGCUGACAGAGAGAGCAAUUGAAGAACCGGAUCCCAGAAGAUCCGCCGAGAUGAAGAGAAUGGUCAAUGCUAUGUGAUCCCCUGUGCUUCUCUUAUCAACCAAGCAGUUAACUUGAGUCAAUUCGCAUUUGCGAUUAUGAAGUGACAAAAUAAGCAUUCUCAAGAAGCUGAAGAAGACGUUAUGGUCUCUAAUUAAUGGUUUGUGUGUCUCUUAUUAGAUAAUGUUGGUCAGUAGCUAUAUGCACUGUUUCUGUAAAACCAUGUUGGUGUUUUGUCAGUUAAUUCAGAGCUUUUUGUCUUCGAACACACUCUAGAGAGCAAAUAAAAUUUUAUUUAGCUGUCUUAAGCAGAUGAA
This is a messenger RNA of Raphanus sativus (radish), 860 nucleotides long. RefSeq lists its product as uncharacterized. The transcript is spliced from 4 exons. Lineage: Eukaryota; Viridiplantae; Streptophyta; Magnoliopsida; Brassicales; Brassicaceae. Bases 139 to 582 code for a protein of 147 amino acids. The record is from RefSeq and is a predicted model, not a curated record. Gene Ontology annotation, biological process: mitochondrial translation. Gene Ontology annotation, molecular function: structural constituent of ribosome. Gene Ontology annotation, cellular component: mitochondrial ribosome; mitochondrial large ribosomal subunit.